Molecule: messenger RNA, 362 nt
Organism: Rhodamnia argentea
Lineage: Eukaryota; Viridiplantae; Streptophyta; Magnoliopsida; Myrtales; Myrtaceae
Exons: 2
Coding region: 3-362 (119 amino acids)
Source: RefSeq, a predicted model, not a curated record
CGAUGGUGAGCUUGAGAGGGAACAACAACAAUGUGGUGGCGGCGAGGGCAGAAGGCGAAGGUGGUGGUAGGGAAAGAUUGAUAGCGGUUGCGAUCGACAGGGACAAGCCCAGCAGAUAUGCUCUCAAAUGGGCCAUCGAAAACGUCGUCUCCUCCUCGAACCAGACCCUCAAGCUUGUUCACGUCAAGAGUCGGCCUUCAACAUCCCUUCUUCCAUUUCCAGCCUGGUCGGAAGAGACGCAACCCGAUGCUCAAACAGCGGAGCUCUUCCUUCCCUUCCGCUGCUAUUGCUUGCGGAGACAUGUGCGUUUCCACUUCCUAACCUUCCAUUCCUAUCCAAAACAGUUUGAAAAACUUGAAUGA